Puccinia graminis f. sp. tritici CRL 75-36-700-3 is the source of this 216-nucleotide messenger RNA. RefSeq lists its product as uncharacterized. The transcript has 2 exons. Lineage: Eukaryota; Fungi; Basidiomycota; Pucciniomycetes; Pucciniales; Pucciniaceae. The record is from RefSeq and is a predicted model, not a curated record. The coding region runs from base 1 to 216 and encodes 71 amino acids.
AUGGGCUGCUCAUUUAUCUUGGCCGUUCAGCCGCCGCUGGUUCAAUUGUCAGCGCGAUAUGUUCGAUUACGACCCCUCAUCCUAGCUAACCGACUUCUUGACGAGCCCCUCCCUGUAUUCGGUCCAGCGAUAUUCGAAUCCGGUUACACCGUUCUAGCACGCAAGUCCCUAAUCUAUGUUCUCCAGCCCCUCUCGUCUUCUCAUCCAUCGUCUUAA